Molecule: messenger RNA, 2232 nt
Organism: Ipomoea nil (Japanese morning glory)
Lineage: Eukaryota; Viridiplantae; Streptophyta; Magnoliopsida; Solanales; Convolvulaceae
Product: pentatricopeptide repeat-containing protein At5g44230
Exons: 1
Coding region: 132-2102 (656 amino acids)
Biological process (GO): RNA modification
Molecular function (GO): zinc ion binding; RNA binding; protein binding
Source: RefSeq, a predicted model, not a curated record
UUAUUUUGGAGUGUUUGGCAAUUAGUAUUAGUAUUAGAGUUUACAUAAAAUUUGCACUUGAAUUUGCUGAAAUUCUCCAUUUCCCGCUCCAUAGCAAGAUUUGGAAGCUGAUUUGAGUUAUUCAGUAUGUAAUGGCUUCAAUCAUCCGAAAGCUGCUUAUACCCAGGACGACGAUACCCAUACCCAAACGCUACGACCUAAGAAGUCCAGAAGCCGAGCCGGAGAGGCCAUUCAUCCCGUUUUCAAAGCUUCAAGAGCGGAAGCUCUUGGAAACCCAUUUAGUUUCGCUUCUGGAUGUGUGCAACAGUUUGUUCCAGAUCAAGCAAGUCCACGCGCACGUCAUCCGGCGAGGUGUAGAGCAGUGCUGCUAUGUUCUUACUAAGCUCAUUCGCACACUCGCCAAAAUCGAUGUCCCCGUGGAGCCCUACCCGCGCAUGGUGUUUGACAGGGUGGGAGACCGGAACCCCUUUCUGUGGACCGCCAUCAUUCGCGGCUACGCCAUGCAAGGGCCGUUUGGAGAGUCGGUGAGGCUGUACGGGUUGAUGAGGAGGGAAGGGUUUUCGCCCGUUUCGUUCACGUUCACGGCGUUGUUGAAGGCUUGUAGUGAUAGGUUUGAGGUGGAUUUAGGGCGGCAAAUUCAUGGACAGUGUGUGAGGAUUGGUGGGCUCUGUUGUGAUUUGUAUCUGGGGAAUACUUUGAUUGAUAUGUACGUGAAAUGUGGGUGGGUAGAAUGUGGGAGAAAGGUGUUCGAUGAAAUGCCUCUGAGAGAUGUUAUCUCGUGGACGUCGUUGAUCUUUGCUUAUGCCAAGAGUGGGGAUAUGGAAGACGCAGUGGAGCUGUUUGAGAAAAUGCCUUUUAAGGAUAUGGUGGCGUGGACCACAGUGGUCACUGGUUUAGCUCAAAAUGGGAAACCCAUGGAAGCCAUAGAGUUCUUCCGUAGGAUGCAGAAUGCUGGUGUGCAGACAGAUGAAGUGAUAUUGUCUGGAGUUAUAUCAGCUUGUGCGCAAUUGGGUUCCAGUAAGCACGCAGAUUGGGUGAGAGGUGUUGCUGAGAGAUCAGGAUUCGGGCCUGCUGAUCAUGUCGUAGUCGGCUCAGCAUUGAUUGAUAUGUACUCCAAAUGUGGAAGCGUGGAGGAUGCCUACGAUGUGUUCGAGAAAAUGCGCGAGAAGAAUGUGUUCUCAUAUAGCUCCAUGAUUCUUGGGUUUGCUAUGCACGGCCAUGCAAAUUCUGCACUAAACUUGUUUGAACAGAUGCUGAGAACAAACGUAAAGCCAAACGAUGUAACUUUUCUUGGCGUCUUGUUAGCUUGCAGCUAUUCAGGCUUGGUAGAACAAGCAAAACGGUACUUUGAUUUGAUGGAGAAAAAGUAUGGCAUUGAACCAGCUGUAAAUCACUAUUCUUGCAUGGUGGAUGUUCUUGGCAGGGCUGGGGAACUAGAGCAAGCCCUUGAACUCAUCAGGAACAUGCCGAUAAAGCCGAAUGGUGGUGUCUGGGGAGCCCUGUUAGGAGCUUGCCGCAUCCAUGGCAACCCAGAUGUUGCAGAGGUUGCAGCAAACCAUCUGUUUGAGCUUGAACCAGAUGGUAUUGGGAACUAUGUCUUGCUCUCCAACAUAUAUGCUUCUGCAGGGAGGUGGGAGGAUGUGUUGAGGGUGAGGAAGAUGAUAAGAUCAAGAUCACUGAAAAAGAACCCUUCAAGAAGCUGGAUUGAAGGGAAAGAUGGCGCGAUUCAUGAGUUCUAUGCAGGGGAUUCGACCCACCCGAUGUCUGGUUCGAUUAAAGAAGCUGUGAUGGAUCUUAUUGAGCAACUCAGGCUGCGGUGUGGAUAUGAACCAAACCUGAGCUGUGUGCCUUACGAUUUGAACGAUGAGGAUAAGAAGAGGAUUCUGAUGAUGCAUAGUGAGAAGCUUGCCUUGGCGUAUGGGCUGCUGGCUACUGAUGCUGAUUCUGCCAUUAAAAUCAUGAAGAAUCUGAGAAUAUGUGAAGACUGUCAUUCGUUCAUGUGCGGUGCCUCUGGUGUGAGUGGCAGGGAGAUUAUCAUCAGGGAUAAUAACAGGUUCCACCAUUUUCGUAAUGGGGUGUGCUCUUGUGCCAACUUUUGGUGAUGCUUCAAUUCAAAGGAAACCAACCCAUUUUUGGAUUUUAUUAGGUUUUAUCAAUUCAAUUAAAUGAGUUAACUCGAGAUCCUCCGAAUGUAGUAAAUUUGUCACGUUUAAUCUUAAAUUGUUAAAUUGA